Messenger RNA from Quercus lobata, 1002 nucleotides. Its product is annotated as protein NRT1/ PTR FAMILY 2.11-like. Gene Ontology annotation, biological process: transmembrane transport. The transcript has 2 exons. NCBI's taxonomy places the organism in Eukaryota, Viridiplantae, Streptophyta, Magnoliopsida, Fagales, Fagaceae. Bases 149 to 781 code for a protein of 210 amino acids. Gene Ontology annotation, molecular function: transmembrane transporter activity. The record is from RefSeq and is a predicted model, not a curated record. Gene Ontology annotation, cellular component: membrane.
AAUCAAAACAGGCAAAAAUCGGCCUUGAAUCUAGCUAGAACAGCCGAAAUUCCCACCUCAAAGGUUUCUAGACAAAGCUGCAAUCAUAACCCCCGAUGACCAAGUAAAAUCUGACGGAUCAGCAGCCAAUCCAUGGAGACUCUGCAGUAUGCAGCAAGUGGAACAAGUAAAAUGCUUGAUGAGAGUGAUUCCCAUAGGGGUUGCAGCCAGUAUAUACUAUGCUGUCAUAGUCCAACAAAAAACAUACGUAAUAUUCCAAGCCCUCCAAUUUGAUAGACGCCUUGGCAAUACCAAUUUCACAAUCCCUGCUGCCUCCUACAUUAUCUUUACCAUGCUUGCCCUCACUAUCUGGAUACCUGUUUAUGACCGUAUCAUAGUCCCAACACUAAGAAGGUUCACAGGCAAAGAAGGUGGCAUCACAGUCCUGCAAAAGAUGGGUGUUGGCAUGGUUCUUGCUAUUAUCACCAUGCUUGUGUCAGCACUUGUUGAAGAAAGGAGAAGAACUUUGGCUAUAACUAAACCUGUGGGUAUAGACCCAAGAAGAGGUGCAAUCUCUUCCCUUUCUGGCAUGUGGUUGAUACCACAGCUAUCACUAGUAGGACUUUCUGAAGCAUUUACUCUCGUUGGUGAAGUUGAAUUCUACUACAAGCAAUUCCCAGAAAACAUGAGAAGCAUUGGCGGGUCUUUCUUAUUUGUUGGUUUUGCUUUGUCCAGUUACUUUAGUAGUUUCUUGGUGUCAGUGAUUCACAGGACUACUUCUGGAGCUGCAACUGGGCAAUAGCUGCCUGAAGAUCUUAACAAGGGGAGAUUGGAUUACUUCUAUUACUUGAUUGCUGCAAUAGAGGUCGUAAAUUUGGGUUACUUUAUAAUAUGUGCAAAGUGGUACAAGUACAAAGGAAGCGACACCAGUGUUCAUGAAGUUGGCAUGGGAAAAAUGCAGUCCGAAAAAGAAAAACCUCUUGUUUGAAUCGUUAAAUAUGAGGGAAUAAAGAAUAGUCCCCC